Lethenteron reissneri (Far Eastern brook lamprey) is the source of this 5447-nucleotide messenger RNA. RefSeq names its product endonuclease/exonuclease/phosphatase family domain-containing protein 1-like. The record is from RefSeq and is a predicted model, not a curated record. NCBI's taxonomy places the organism in Eukaryota, Metazoa, Chordata, Hyperoartia, Petromyzontiformes, Petromyzontidae. Gene Ontology annotation, cellular component: plasma membrane.
UGGAAGCCCCCACCGAGGGGGCAUCUGGCACCCCAGGCCCCCAGCACCCAAGCAAGCACCACCGCUCUCAGCACCCGUUCCGGAAUCGGUGUCCGCGUAGCCGCGGGAAAGGAACGCGCACGGCCUGCACCGGCAGCACGGGCUCUGGACUCGCGGCGGCUUCGUCCCCGUGCCGCAGGUUGUGGCAGCGGCGGCGGCGUCUUCGUCUUCGUCCCCGACCCCGCAGCUCCCAGGCGACGGGGCUGUCCCGCCGCGCUCGCUCUCGGAUGCCACCGGCGCCGGGCUCGCGGCACCAGCGCCGGGUGUCACUGACGGAGAGGAGACUGGAGUAGGGAGCGGAGCCGGUGGCGGCGCGCACCUCGCUCGCAGCAGCGGCGCGAUGGGGGGCCCGCUGAGCUGCCACCGUGGUGGCCCCGGGAGGGAGUACGGAGGCCUCCCGUACGGCGUGGACCGCAUCAACAUCAACACGGCCACGGAGGAGCAGCUGAUGACGCUGCCGGGCGUGUCGCGCGCCAUCGCGCACAGCAUCGUCGAGUACCGGCAGCAGAUAUCUGGCUUCCGCAAGGUGGAAGACCUCGCGCUGGUCAGCGGCAUUGGCGCCGCCAAGCUCCAGCACAUCCAGCCCGAGAUCUGCGUGGGGCCCCUGGGCGCCGACGCGGCCGAGCACACGGCGGCGACGACGUCCGCCCCGGGGGCCCAAACGCGGGCCCCGCCCGACGGCGGCGCCGUCCCGAACGAGAGCAACGGCAAGCAUGACGGCGCGCGCAGCAACGGGCCGCGGCCGGCGUCUCUCUACGCCAACGUGCCGCAGGGCCCCAACGGAGUCGCGGACGGGGCGGCGGGCGCGGCGGUGGGGGUGGCGGCGGCGGCGGCGGCGACCGGGUCGGGCCGGGUGGGGCGGCCUCCGUCGCCGUGCCUGCCUGGCGCGGACGGAGCGGAGGGCCGACCCUCAGUGCGGCUGGGCACGUGGGACCUCACGAGGUGCACGGCGGAGAAGGCGGAGAACCCUGGGGUCAGGGAGGUGAUCGGCAUGACGCUGCUGGAGAACGGGAUCAAACUCUUGGCUGUUCAGGAUGUCAUGGACAGAGUUUCCUUGGAAAAGAUCUGCAUGGAGAUGAAUGAGCCCAUCACGCCGCAAGUGAGCGGCUGGGAGCCCCUCCUCCGCGGUUCGUGGCGGGGUGUGCUGUCCGAGCCUCCGCAACAACUCCCCGGACAGGAUGGGACUGGUUGUGAGCAGGGUCGCCUGGGCUUCCUGUGGGACACGGACACGGGCAUCGAGCUGCUCGCAGCCUCCUCCCUACACCUCCGGCACCGCGACGCGCUCGGACACGACACCCACAUCGCCCCGUUCCUGGGCCACUUCACGGCCGGCGGGUUUGAGUUCAUCCUGCUCAACGUGCACACGCGUCGAGCGGCCACGGCGGACGCGGCCCCCGCCGAGGACCCGUCGGUGCGGCGCGCCCUCGUGGAGCAGUGCCUCAGGGCGCUGGACGAGCACAUCAAAGAGGAGCGCGCGGUGCUGCUGAUGGGCGGCUUCUCCUGCUCCCCCGAGGACGCGGCGUUCGACGUUCUGCGCGACGCCGGCUUUCGCCACUGCCUCCCGCCCGGCGAGGCCACGGAGCUCGGCGCGGGAGGCUGCGUCGACAACAUCUGGAUCAACCCGGCGAUCCAGCGCAUCUUCACCGGCCGUGCGUGCGCCGUGCGCGAGGGCCUCUGCAGCAGCUGGAUCCCCGACGGCUGGGAGUGGGGGGGGGCGGCAUCACGACACUGCCCCGUCUGGGCCGAGUUCAUGGCCGAUGUGGACACGAGCGCGUGACCCCUGGCCGUCCGGCACGACCCCUGCCCGUCCGGCACGACCCCUGCCCGUCCGGCGCUACCCCUAGCUGUCCCACGCGACCCCCAACCCCCGCCAUCUCCCGCCCCGCACUGCCCUCCACGGAGAAACGCACGCGACAACCUCGUAACCCAUGCGCCGCGCUGGAAUGUACUUGGCUCUACGUGAGGCCGAGCUGUGUUGCCUCCCCUUCGCGACGUUGCGUCCGUCUGACUUGGGGCAGGCCAAGAAUCCACUGACCGCCGUGGGGCACGUUGGGUUAAACCCGGAAGGACUGGGGCUCAGUUUGUCCUCGGCACGCUGAGCCUACGUCUCGGCGUGCUCUGUGCGUUUAGUUUGGCUGGGCUAGGCUCUUGUUGGCCAAUUUCAGCUGUAUUUGGCCGUAACGAGGCUCACAAGGACGUGCUUUAAGGUGCCUUAGUUUGGCUCUUUGAGCCUUAGGCAUUGCCUUUCUGUACAGGAAAAUCGUGUGACUUGCAUAGGGUGGGGUGGGGAAGGCUUAGCUUUCUCACAUUCCUCCUAAAAUACAGAUUAAGAAACACUAAGCUUAACUAGCAAUCAUAUUUAUUUUAUUUUAAUGCUUUUCAGUUCAAAAUCAUCGGCGGUUACGUGAGCAUACACAUUCCCCUCAUGGUGCGGACAGUUUCAAAUCAACAAUGUUCCAUUUUUGUGAUAAAGUUUUCUUAGAGAUUUCAUCCACAGUUCAAAUGUGGGUGCGUUAUCAAAUGGGGGAGCAUUCUCAAAUGGAGAGCAUUAUCAACUGGGGAGCAUUAUCAAGUGGGGAGCAUUAUCAAGUGGGGAGCAUUAUCAAAUGGGCAGCAUCAUGACCACGGCACUGCUAGUCUCGCCGUCACCACCGCCACGUCAAACACGCGGCCGCUUCCUCGAUUUGCAGAAACCAAACAAAGCUUGUGCGCCCCUUACCCGUCUGGUCGUCCUGUUCAACGGCCUCCUGUGUGUGUCAGCAAAACUUUUAUAUUUCCAGGCGAGAUUUGAAAUUUUUUACGACCCAUGUGUUUGUGAGCCAUUUUAUACCCACCUAUAGUUUUGAAAAGCUAUUUUGUAAUUCAGCGUUCUUGAAAUGCCACUACUUAACCUCACCCCCCCCCCCCCUCGAAUGUCUAAAUAGUUGAGCUUUUACCUUGUUUACCAGUAAACUGACGUGCUACGCAGUGCUGCUCAGCAAAGACGCGUAACUAAGCUAAGCCUCCUGGUGCACACACGCGGAAGCGUUCACAGGCGCACGCUACUCACCGAAGCCUUCACGGCAACAUAUUCAGACGUGUCUCGACGGUGUAUUUUCUACUGCUCUAACCGAGCCGUGCCGGGGCAUGUGCCGAGCUGGGUCGGAGGCGGCUCGGGAGGCGCCAGCUUGUCCUUUUCCACCGCGGAAUCCGAGCUGAGCCGAACCGAGCCGCCGACGUCUCGUGCGAUGAACGAGUCGAGACACGUUUAUGUGACACUAGGUUUGACUUCUUCUUGGUUCUUUCGAUGAAGUCACGUAAAAGGGAAAUAAUAAAAUAAUAAAAAUAAAACAUAAUAAAAUAAUUCUCACGACGUUUCGGCCACAACGCAAGCAGCUGUCCUCAGGUGAAGAACAGGUCUGUCGGAAAGACAGCGUCUGAGUGAACACCACCAGGCUUGGGAGCGUAUAUUUAAGCUGGGUUGGAGGGGGAAGAGCGCCUUGACAAAAUAAUUUGCAUAUCAAGAGGAAUUUAGCAUAUUUAUGGAAAAUGCAGAUAUGGGAUUAGUCAUUACUUGUUGAAUGUGUAGGAGGUGGGCGGGGGGUUUCAAAGUCAUAAUAUGCCCGUGCAUUAUGCAGGAUUAGCAGCAUCAAAGGGAGGGAGUAGGGUUAGCAUUAAUAAAGGGAAGGAAUGUUAAUGGUAUGGAGCUGCAGCAACUAAUCAAAAUUUAGGUUUGACUUGUCCGCUGCCCCUGGCCCUGCUUGCCCCCCCCCCCCCGAGCCACGUUCAGAUGUCUUGUGAGACUAGAAGAUCGCACGGUUUAUUUCUGCGACGUCUCGUGCGAUGGACGAGUCGAGACACGUGUAUGUGACGCGGUGCCGCUUGGUUUGAGUUGUGUGCCGCCCCUGGCCCUGCUUGGCCACCCGAGCCACAUUUAGAUAACUUGUGAGACCAGAGGGUCGCACGGUUUUGGUUCAGGCUUGGCACAGCAAACAGCCAGUGGAGAUCCACCCCGUACCGUCGUGGGCCCUGCACUGGCUUGGAUCUGACCAUGUGGGAAAGGGGAGCUCUGCUUAACCUCGGGUCAUGUAACAACGGGGCUCACCCCCCCUGUGCUCCCGUGUCUGGCAACGGCAGCAGGGCGACCGUCGGCGCAUGUUUAGGGACGUGGCCCGACAGGCUGAAUCGUGAAGGCUGACGAGCCCGUCAACUCGACCGCAGUCCUGGCCACAUUGGAGUCCCCUUGUCGUCGCUCCCACAAUUCUCCCGGGCUGAAUCAUCGCUCUGGGAGUAUACAUUAUGAUUGUUGUUGUCAGUCUGAAUCGGCGAGUGUUUGCCCCGUGGUGCCAAUAGAAAUCCGCGCGCACUCUGAGUGCGUUGGUUCGGGUUGUUGGGGCUGAGCGUUGAGCAUUCCUUAUCCGAAGCUUUCGCCACGCGGCGCUGCAGGCCCACCUUCAGGAGUUGAACACAUCGAUUCCAGAUGCGUCCCAACACGCAACCCAACCCUGAAAAAUUACACGCAGGGUCGCACCCGCGACUGCCGGAGCCUGGGGUACCUGUGCUGUACCGGUGGCGAGAUGUUAACUACCUCGCCUGGUAUACAGGAGGUCGUGGGUUCGAUCCCGACUCUGACGUUGCCUGCCGUAUAUUUGGAGUUUGCGUGUCUCUCCCCGUGGUCGCGUGGAUUAUUCUCCGGGCUCCUCCGGGUUUUUCCCCCUCCAAAUUCAAAAUCAACUUGGGCGAUGAUUUGUUGAAGCCGGGUCGCUUCUGAAAAUGAACUUGCGCGCGUGCUGUGCCAGACUUGAGCCGCCGAGCGUGAUGGAGCGCCGCGUGCGGCACCACGGGAGUGACGUCGACGGGCCACGCGCAGCGGCGCGGCCGCAACACCUCAACGGCGCGGAACGCUUUCAUCAUUUUUGUUAUAAGGGGUACCGUCCAUAAAUGACGUCACGCACCUAUUGGGAGGGGGGGUGGUCAGACAUUUGUGACGAUGUGUGACGAGGGGGGUGGGUUUGAGAAAUGGGACGUCACAUCAAAAUGCGCAACUUUAAUUAAAUAUAGACAACACAUUCUACUUAAUUAAAUAGACUUUUAAUAAAUGUUUUCUCUUACAACAUCAGAGUGCAGCGCCACAUUAAUUACGCACUACAAUGAUGACAAUAGUUUAAAGCGAUUUGAAGCAUGGUUUUUUUUGGGAGGUGGGGGGGGGGUCUGACUUUUUGUGACGCCGUGUGACGGGGGGGGGGGGGUUCAAAAAUCGUCCAAAAUCGCGUGACGUCAUUUAUGGACAGCUCCUAACCAGAUUGCCAUUGUUGCACACUACGUGUCUGUCGCAAGGAGUGUGGUGGUACACCUGAUGAUGUUUUUACACCUUUGAGGGUCGUUUUAGUUUUUUUUUUACUUCUAUGUUGAAAUAAGUUAAAGUUAUA